AUGAGCGCAAACUCUCAGUCUUCUUCAAACGGAGAUAUCAACAUUGGCUGGAAACUAGAACUUCAAGCUCUUAUUACCACCAUUGUUGACUUUGUAGCCGUACAUUAUGGCUUGAGCCAACAUACAUCCUACCUCAAAUACAACGAGGCGGUGCACCAGCAAUACUACAAUCUUCUUGCGCAAGUAUUCUGUGUACAGGCAUUGAGCUUCGCCAAGACGGCCAUUGUUAUAUUGUACUUACGAGUAAUUCAUGGCUCCGGGAUCCGCAUACAUCAAGUCUUACUAUGA
Botrytis fragariae is the source of this 288-nucleotide messenger RNA. Its product is annotated as putative integral membrane protein. NCBI's taxonomy places the organism in Eukaryota, Fungi, Ascomycota, Leotiomycetes, Helotiales, Sclerotiniaceae. The transcript is spliced from 2 exons. The record is from RefSeq and is a predicted model, not a curated record. The coding region runs from base 1 to 288 and encodes 95 amino acids.